AUGGGCAUGGGAGAAGUCAUGUUUUUAUACGGUAAAUCUACUUACAAAGAGUUGAUGGAUGAACGUUUCAAAGAAAAAGUUACAGAGACUAAGGCUCUCAAGGCUCUUACUUUGGAAAGGAUGGGAAAGCCUGAUGAAGCACUGAGUGUCUGUUUGGAAGCCAAGGAGCUAUUGUACUCAAAUAACAUUUUCCAUUUUGACGAUCUCACCCUUAGCACACUACAGAUAGUGUUUCAAAGGCUUGAGAGAUUGGACCUUGCAACUUCAUGCUAUGAGUAUGCUUGUACAAAAUACCCUAAUAACUUGGAAUUAAUGAUGGGACUCUUUAAUUGCUAUGUCAGAGAGUACUCAUAUGUGAAGCAACAACAGACAGCGCUUAGAAUGUACAAAACUGUAGGAGAAGAAAGGUUUUUGCUUUGGGCAGUCUGCAGUAUUCAACUGCAGGCAUAUUUUAGCAGCGGAGGUGAGAAAUUGUUAGCAUUUGCUGAAGCAUUGCUUAAAAAGCACAUAAGUUCACAUAGUUUACAUGAGCCAGAAGCACUUUCUCUCUAUGUUUCAAUUCUGGAACAACAGGCAAAGUAUGAUGCUGCUUUGGAAGUUCUAUCUGGAGACUUGGGGUCUCUUAUGGGAAGGGAGGAGGACAAGCUUCGUUUGCAGAGAGGUCGGGGUAGACCAAACUUGACAAUGGGAGGAUCUGAAGGACUGGAAUAUCACCAAAGAUUUAGCCAUGGACAGGGGAGCCUUGGCACAGUGGUAAAGCUGCUGCCUUGUGACCAUGAGGUCACAGGUUCAAGUCCUGGAAACAGCCUCUUACAGAAAUGCUGUCUGCUGGAGCGUGACGUGAAGCUGCCUAAACCAACCACUGGCGAACAUACUUGUUCUUCCUGCUCUGUAGAUUCGAACAAGACUUCUCUCAGUGAGGAGGUGGUUGAAUCUCGCCUUGCAAGUGCAUUGUUAUUUGUGCAAAAGCUACAAAAAAAUGACUCCAGUGACUCUGUUAGAGGUCCUCAUCUAGCCAAUAUUGAAAUUGAACGGCAACACUGCCUCAGUGGAAACUCAACAAAGUUUAUGGAAGCUUUGGUAAACUAUUUCCACAGAUUUGGUCACUUGUCUUGCUCAUCGUCAGAUGUUGAAAUAUACCUCCACAUGCUAUCGGGUGAUGAAAUAACGGAGUUGCUAGAUACAAUUUCCAGAUCUUUUGAUGCAUCAUCCGUUUCAGUCAAAGCAUUGGGUUUGACAAUAACUACUUUUAAGGUUCAAGAACUUUUGGGAACUUUAUUAUCAAAGUCAACUACAGAUCUUCAGCGCAUUGCAAAAGGAAUGGUCGAGACAUUUUACAAAAACUUGCCUCUCUCAAGAGACUUAGAUCCUCAGGAAAGCAUGCAUGGAGAAGAACUGCUGUCUAUGGCUAGCAAUAUUCUUGUGCAGGUAAAGGCAAAACAUUAUUUCUUCUCCUUAAUAGCCUUCUGGACAUCAUCGUUCCACCACCAGCCACCUUACGAAUGCAAGUCGCCAUCUUCAUCCACAUAUUGGCUGCAUCACUUCUUCCUCCCAAAGGCCCUCCUUAAUGACCCUCUCGAACGCCUGAGCCACCUCACCCUUGAGCUUCCACCACUUCGUUCUAGUGACUUUGGCAUGCUUAUCCCACUGGACAUGAAUCUGGAAGCAAAACUUUUUUGGCGUACAAGGAACUUGGGGUACUUACUUGAAGCAGUUUUGGUGCUAGAGUUUGGAUUGACUGUUCGCAAGCAUGUCUGGCAAUACAAGAUUACUCUGGUGCAUCUGUACUCUUACUUGGGAGCUCUUCCGUUGGCACAUCGAUGGUAUGUAAGCCUGGAGGUCAAAAACAUUCUUCUAGAAUCCGUCUCACACCACAUCUUGCCACAGAUGUUGAGUUCUCCUUGCUUGCAACAAACUGCCAGUCUUGUGAAGGAUUAUCUUAGGUUCAUGGAUGAUCAUUUGAAAGAAUCUGCUGAUCUUACCUGUCUUGCAUAUAGGCACCGUACUUACUCAAAGGUAAUUGAAUUUGUGCAGUUCAAAAAUCGCUUGCAACGCUCCAUGCAGUAUCUUGCUGUAAAAUCUGAUUCUGUAAUACUGAGCCUGAAGCAGAAGUCUGAGUCUCUUGAGGAAGUGGAGUUAGUUUUUUCCAUCCAUUUUGGUGUCUUUGUUGGAUCAUUUAUGGUCUUGGAAGCACAAAAGUUCUUACUAUUGUUAUGGACUUGUGAUUUUACAGAACCAAUUGAUGAAAGUUCGACACCUGCGCGCUUUAGGGCCAAAGUGUGCAAGCACAAAUCUACUGAGAAGGAUGGCCCUAAGAUGAGAGAUGCUGAGAGAAAAUGUCUUGUCCCCCGGCUUGUUUACCUUUCCAUGCAUGGUUGUGUAUCUUCCCUCAGGGAGACUGAGCCCAAUGGGUCUGUUUCUGAUAUCACUGUUGGGGAAAUGAAAACCUUACUUGAGAAAUAUGCUAGGACUAUUGGCUAUUCCAUGGAUGAUGCUCUAAGCAUGAUUCUUGGUAUAUCUUCAGGCAAGAAGUCUAUGAAGGAUUUUGCUCCUGAUAUUGUGAGCUGGAUGAGUUUUGCUGUAUUUAUUAAUGCAAUGAACUUGUGGUCAAAUGAAUCAGUGAUCCCCAGAACUGAUCCGAGCAGCCCAAGUUCUUGGGAGAUUGUGGACAGCUUAGUGAAAAUUUGCAUAGAGGAGCACCUGACUGAUGCCAAUAGAAUCCUAACUUGUCCUGGAAAUAAAAUUCCACUGUUAGUGCAAAUGGUUACAGAACCCAUUUCUUGGCAUCUCAUCAUAAUCCAGUCCUGCAUGAGAGUGGUGGCCCCGCAAGGAAAGAAGAAAAAGAAAAGCGGCCCAUCGCUGCGACCAAACAUGCCUCAGUUGCAAGGAAUUCAAAGAUCUGUUCAGUGCUUGAUUGAAACACUCCGAAGUGUCCAAAAAUGGUUAUCUGAUCAGAUGAGUCCAGAGGAGCAAGGUUUGGAUAUCUUAAUGUCAUAUUUGCAAGGAACUGGCGAUGAAGGUCCAGGACAGACAUUCAGAGUCUUGGAAGAGAAACCAGCAGCACAUGCCUCUGAGCUUGGUGAUCGAAUUGCUCAGUCUCUGGAAGCAUGGAGUUCUACUGGUGUGGUAAGAAGAAUUGUUGGAGCAGAACAUGAGGUGCUAGCCGAGUUCAAGAAAAUGGUUGACUCUAAACUCAAGCUGCUCAUGUCGGAAUCGGCUUCUCUAUCUUCGGUGUUACACUAG
Messenger RNA from Triticum turgidum subsp. durum (durum wheat), 3243 nucleotides. The record is from the annotation of a GenBank genome assembly. NCBI's taxonomy places the organism in Eukaryota, Viridiplantae, Streptophyta, Magnoliopsida, Poales, Poaceae.